This is a messenger RNA of Acanthopagrus latus (yellowfin seabream), 884 nucleotides long. RefSeq names its product peptidyl-prolyl cis-trans isomerase-like. Gene Ontology annotation, biological process: protein peptidyl-prolyl isomerization; protein folding. The record is from RefSeq and is a predicted model, not a curated record. Lineage: Eukaryota; Metazoa; Chordata; Actinopteri; Spariformes; Sparidae. The transcript is spliced from 5 exons. Gene Ontology annotation, molecular function: peptidyl-prolyl cis-trans isomerase activity. Bases 112 to 606 code for a protein of 164 amino acids. Gene Ontology annotation, cellular component: intracellular membrane-bounded organelle.
CGGCGCGCAGCCUCACUUGAACGCAGAACUUAUAGAUACCGUGUGUCUACAACCAGGAAAUCAUUCACGAGCCGUUUUCCGUUAUAAUCAUAUUAAGCCCGUUUGUAAAAAAUGGCAAAUCCUCGGGUUUUCUUUGAUAUCACUAUUGGAGGCGCUCCAGCUGGGAGGAUUGAAAUGGAGCUCCGGGCAGAUGUGGUCCCAAAGACAGCAGAAAACUUCCGUGCUCUGUGCACCGGAGAGAAAGGUUUUGGCUACAAGGGCUCCAGCUUUCACCGCGUCAUCACUGACUUCAUGUGCCAGGGUGGAGACUUUACAAAGGGUAAUGGAACUGGGGGAAAAUCCAUCUAUGGGGAGAAGUUUGCUGAUGAGAACUUCCAGCUGAAGCACACAGGAGCUGGCAUACUGUCCAUGGCUAAUGCUGGGCCCAACACCAACGGAUCCCAGUUCUUCCUCUGCACGGUUAAAACUGCCUGGCUCGACGGGAAGCAUGUGGUGUUUGGCAGUGUUGUGGAGGGCAUGGAUGUCGUCAAAAAAAUAGAGGCAGUGGGCUCUCGUGACGGCAAGACUUCGAAGAAGGUCGUCAUCGCCGACUGUGGUCAGCUAUAAUACUGUGAAGAAACUUCUUCAGUUCAGCCUGUUCACCUGUCAGAUGUGUCCUUUUAUCAUCCACAUCCCAGUAUUCUUCGACGGGAUGUGUAUCUGCAGAAUCAGUGGAGAAACAGCCAAUGCGCCCACUUAUUCAACUGCAAAUGUUUCACUCCUGUGCUGAUAUUUGUUGUGUAUUAUUUUGUACCUUCUAAUCUGUUUAAGGACCACAUUUGUUAACAAAAUCUGAAUAAAUAAAAUAAAAAAAAAACACUGAAUUAAACCACUUGAAAGCUUAA